CUUGGGAGUGACUCAGCGGCUCUCGCUGCCCUGCUGACCUCUGCAGUGCAAGGAGGUGGCUCGUCAGGGCGCUUCUUUUCCUUCCUCCUCCUCCUCCUCCGUUUUCUUCCCAGGAGGCGGCCACGGCAAGAACAACAACACGCGCUAAACAAGAGGCGCCAACGUCUCUCUGCGACUCGCGGCGCCACUUGCCAGCCCUCCAGCCAGCCUUUUGCCUGCGCGGCUGACCCCGACGAUGGAAGCCGCUGUCAAAUACUCCUGGUUUACGGAGGAAGACUCCCAGUUCCGCGCGUGGACCUUGAGGAGGGGCUACGACGUGCUUCGCGACCCGCACCUAAAUAAGGGCCUAGCUUUCACGUUGGAAGAGAGGCAACAGCUGAAUAUUCAUGGAUUGUUACCUCCUUGUUUUCUCUGUCAAGACGUUCAGGUGUUAAGAGUUCUUAGAAACUUUGAAAGACAAACAUCUGACCUGGACAGAUACAUUCUGUUAAUGGGUAUUCAGGAUCUAAAUGAAAAACUUUUCUAUAAAGUGCUGACUUCUGACAUAGAGAGAUUUAUGCCUAUUGUUUAUACUCCCACCGUGGGCUUGGCUUGCCAACAAUAUGGUAUAGUAUUUCGAAGGCCAAGGGGCCUUUACAUUACUCCUCAUGACCUAGGACAUGUUGCAACAUUGCUUAGAUCAUGGGCUACACCUGCCAUCAAGGCUAUUGUGGUGACUGAUGGAGAACGUAUUCUUGGCCUCGGAGACCUUGGUUGUUAUGGAAUGGGCAUCCCAGUGGGUAAACUAACACUUUACACAGCAUGCGGAGGACUGAAGCCCCAGGAGUGUCUGCCAGUUAUGCUUGAUGUGGGAACUGACAAUGAGACAUUGCUAAACGAUCCUUUGUAUAUUGGACUGAAACAUAAACGAAUCAGAGGCCAAGCUUAUGACAACCUUCUAGAUGAAUUUAUGCAAGCUGUGGUCAACAGGUAUGGCAGAAACUGCCUCAUUCAGUUUGAGGAUUUUGCCAAUACAAAUGCAUUCCGACUCCUGGAGAAAUAUCGCAACAAAUACUGCACUUUCAAUGAUGACAUUCAAGGAACAGCUUCUGUGGCUGUUGCAGGUCUAUUUGCAGCUCUUCGCAUCACUGGCAACAAACUGUCAGAUCACAAAAUAUUGUUCCAGGGAGCGGGAGAGGCAGCUCUGGGGAUAGCCAGCCUUGCUGCCAUGGCUAUGGAAAAGGAAGGGACACCGAAAGAGGAAGCCAUUAAAAAGAUAUGGAUGGUGGAUUCUAAAGGAUUAAUAGUGAAGGGCCGUGCCUCACUAACUCCUGCCAAGCAACAAUUUGCCCAUCAGCAUGAAGAGAUGAAAAAUCUAGAAGAUAUUGUCAGAAAACUAAAGCCAACUGUACUUAUAGGAGCUGCUGCCAUUGGUGGAGCAUUUACCCACAAUAUCCUCAAGGAUAUGGCGUCCUUCAACAAGCGGCCAAUUAUUUUCGCUCUUAGUAACCCAACAGACAAAGCAGAAUGCUCUGCUGAGGAAUGCUAUAAUCUAACUGAGGGUCGUGCCAUUUUUGCAAGUGGAAGCCCUUUUAAACCUGUCACUCUUCCAGAUGGACGCACAUUUUUUCCUGGACAGGGUAACAAUGUCUAUGUGUUCCCAGGAGUUGCCCUUGGAGUUGUAUCAUGUGGAGUGAGGCAUAUAAGUGACGAAAUUUUCCUCACUACUGCAGAGGUUAUAGCUCAGCAGGUUUCAAAGCAGAAUUUAGAAGAAGGCCGUUUGUAUCCACCUUUAUCUGUGAUUCAAAACGUAUCUCUGAAAAUUGCUGUAAAAAUUGCAGAGGAAGCCUACAGAAACAACACUGCCAGUUUCUACCCUGAGCCAGAAGACAAGGAAGCAUUCAUCCGCUCCCAUCUUUACAACACUGAUUAUGAAAGCUUUCUGGUAGACUCCUACUCCUGGCCCAAACCAGCAGAGAAAAUACGGAGCAUGAUCUUUUAAGAGAAAACUGCACUGCAACAUUCUCGGAAACACAGAUUUGCUAACUGUAUCUCCUUCUAGAACAAUAACCCAGUUUUCUCAAAACUCUGGAUGUAUUUUUUUCUUUUAAAAGGGGCAGGAUAAUUAACGUCAUAGUUCUUUCCCUAUAUGUUAAUUCGGUAAGCUACAAUGCUAUAGAUAAAAAUUAAAUUUCGGGACAGUUUAGGGGUAUUUCUUUUUAAAGGUUAUGCUAUAUUCACUAUUAUGUAGUACUGUUCUUUUCAUAUACUUUAAUAUUUCUAUGACAUUUUGGUUCUGUAUUACAUGUUUGCCAUUUUCAGGUGAAGCAGUAUUACAUCCAAGUGAUAAAACAAUAUAUCAUUGUGAUAACUUAAAA
Molecule: messenger RNA, 2357 nt
Organism: Heteronotia binoei (common prickly gecko)
Lineage: Eukaryota; Metazoa; Chordata; Lepidosauria; Squamata; Gekkonidae
Gene: ME1
Product: malic enzyme 1
Exons: 14
Coding region: 236-1981 (581 amino acids)
Biological process (GO): malate metabolic process; pyruvate metabolic process
Cellular component (GO): mitochondrion
Molecular function (GO): malate dehydrogenase (decarboxylating) (NAD+) activity; NAD binding; malate dehydrogenase (decarboxylating) (NADP+) activity
Source: RefSeq, a predicted model, not a curated record